Messenger RNA from Cuscuta campestris, 913 nucleotides. The record is from the annotation of a GenBank genome assembly. Lineage: Eukaryota; Viridiplantae; Streptophyta; Magnoliopsida; Solanales; Convolvulaceae.
GAAACUUUUCAUCAUCUCCGAUGGAGCCAAAAUUUCACCAUUUUUUGGCUUUGGGAUGUGAUGGAAUAAAUCAAAAUGGAUCUCUAAACUGUCUGCGCUUCUUUAAUUAAUGAAGUAGCAGUUAGUCAAGCAAUGCAACUUUCGACGUUGAGCCGGGGGUCUCUUUGGAAACAGCCUCUCUACUUUCGAGUAGGGGUAAGAGAGGAAUCAAAGAAUGUCAUUAGAUUGGAACACGCGUUUUCAUAUUGUGUCGGGAAUCGCUCGAGGUCUUCUCUAUCUUCAUCAAGAUUCAAGGCUGAAAAUAAUUCAUAGAGACCUUAAAGCUAGCAACAUCCUCUUAGAUGCUACAAUGAAUCCCAAGAUUUCCGAUUUUGGCAUGGCUAGAAUAUUUGGAGAGGAUCAAAUCCAAGCAAGAACUAGACGCAUUGUCGGAACAUACGGAUAUAUGUCUCCAGAAUACGCAAUGGUAGGACAAUAUUCAACAAAGUCAGAUGUUUUUAGCUUUGGUAUUCUAUUGUUAGAGAUCAUUAGUGGAAAGAGAAAUACAGGCGGUCAAGCAUCUGCAAAUUUGAUUGGACGGGUAUGGGAAUUGUGGAGAGAAGGAAAAGCCUUGGAAACAGUGGAUUCAAGAUUGGGUGAAUCAUAUCCUAUUGACUUGGCCUUAAGGUGCAUACAAGUAGGACUGUUGUGUGUGCAAGAAAGUGCCUUGUAUAGGCCAUCCAUGUUACAAGUCAUUUUCAUGCUUGGCAAUGAAGUAUCCCUUCCUUCGCCCCGAAAACCUGCCUUCCUAUUCAAUUCUGACAUAGAGAAUUCGGAUUCUUCAGCGGACCGAGAUCCUUCAGUAAAUGACGUUUCAAAUACUACAAUUAGCGCUCGAUGAACAAACAGGAUUCAGUAAAUACAAGAGAAAUGU